Messenger RNA from Drosophila hydei, 2306 nucleotides. Its product is annotated as ATP-dependent RNA helicase vasa. The coding region runs from base 232 to 2187 and encodes 651 amino acids. The transcript is spliced from 9 exons. Gene Ontology annotation, cellular component: P granule; nucleus. The record is from RefSeq and is a predicted model, not a curated record. NCBI's taxonomy places the organism in Eukaryota, Metazoa, Arthropoda, Insecta, Diptera, Drosophilidae. Gene Ontology annotation, molecular function: RNA helicase activity; RNA binding; ATP binding. Gene Ontology annotation, biological process: cell differentiation; gamete generation.
UCACAUUGUCAUACUCCGUUAAGUGUCAAAAGCUAUUUAGCAGCGUUAACGUUUCGAAGUGACGCGCUAAAAAUUAUUAAAUAAUUAUUCGCGUGUGUUUUAAAUAAAGCAGUUGUGUACAAAACAAGUGUCAUCCUGCUUGGACGUUAACGGCGCGUAGUGUGAAAAGUUUGGCUUUAGCAAAUACAAAUCCAUAGAAAUUCAAAGCUUAGUUAACGAUAAAGUGCGAACAUGUCUGACUGGGAAGAUGAGCCUGCUCUGCCUGAGCGCAACAAUCAUAUUCACAAAUUACACGAUAAUGAGAAUUGGGAUAGUGAAGAGGUAACAUCGAAUCCAAAGAAUGUAUCGGAAUGGAGCGAUGAAGACAAACCGAGUGAGAAUCGUCAAGGUGCAGGAGAUGGCAAUAACUAUCGCGGGCGUUGCAAUAACGGUGAUGUUGGAACAGGAGGCGGAUAUCGUGGACGUCGAAAUGAUGGCCAAGGAGCGGGAGGAGGAGGCUAUCGUGGACGUCGAAAUGAUGGCGAAGGAGGAGGAGGAGGCUACCGUGGGCGUCGAGAAGAUGCCGUAUUAGGUGGAGGCUAUCAAAGACGUAUGGAUAACAACGAUGGAGGAGGAGCAGCAGGCUAUCGAGGAAACGGAUAUCGUGGACGUCGUAAUGAUAACGAGGAUGUGUGCGAUGAUCGUCGUGGCGGAGGCGGUGGCGGUGGCGGCGGCUUCCAAAGGGAGCGCGGUGGUGCCGAGCGUCGUCGACGCGACGAUGGCGAUAUGAAUAACAAUCACGACGAUGUUGGCGAGGAUGGGGAGAAGCAGAAGGCCCGAGAGUUCUAUAUACCACCCGAGCCGACCAACGAUGAGACUGAAGUCUUUAGCACCGGCAUCUCAUCGGGCAUUAACUUUGCCAAAUAUGAUAAUAUACCAGUUAAGGUGACUGGUGAAAAUGUGCCGCCGCCUAUUAAGAGCUUUGACCAAGCCCGUUUGCGUGGCAGUGUUCUGGACAAUGUCAUCAAAUCGGGCUAUGUGGUGCCGACGCCCAUUCAAAAGGUUUCGUUACCAUUAAUAGCCGAAGGACGCGAUUUGAUGGCUUGUGCUCAAACAGGUUCCGGUAAAACGGCUGCGUUUCUCUUGCCCAUCUUGAGUAACAUUUUGGAUGAGAGCCAUGAUCUGGAGAUUGGCAAGCCGCAGGCGGUGAUUGUGUCGCCAACACGUGAACUGGCUAUCCAGACCUUCAAUGAGGCUAGAAAGUUUUCAUUUAAAACCUAUCUAAAGAUUACCAUCGUCUAUGGCGGUACUUCAUUUAAGUACCAAAAUGAAGGUAUUACGAAGGGCUGCCAUGUACUGAUUGCGACGCCAGGUCGCCUUUUAGACUUUGUGGAUCGCACCUUUAUCACGUUUGAUGAUACGCGAUUUGUGGUGCUCGACGAAGCCGAUCGUAUGCUGGACAUGGGCUUCUCGGAUAGCAUGCGCAAAAUAAUGCACCAUCAGACAAUGCGUCCUGACCAUCAGACGCUAAUGUUCUCAGCUACCUUUCCGGAGGAGAUACAGCGUAUGGCUGGUGAAUUUUUACGAAAUUAUAUAUUUGUGACAAUUGGAGUCGUUGGUGGCGCCUGCUCCGAUGUGCAGCAGACCAUCUAUGAGGUUAACAAGUUCAACAAACGUUCCAAGUUGAUGGAAAUUUUACGCGAAGGCGCUGAUGGCACCAUUGUCUUUGUGGAGACAAAACGUGCGGCUGACUUUCUGGCUUCGUUUUUCUCGGAAACCGAAUUUCCAACCACUUCCAUACAUGGCGAUCGCUUGCAGAGUCAGCGCGAGCAGGCGUUGCGCGACUUCAAGAGUGGCAUUAUGAAGGUGCUAAUUGCUACAUCUGUAGCAUCACGUGGUCUUGACAUUAAAAAUGUAAAGCAUGUGAUUAACUAUGAUAUGCCCACAAAUAUUGAUGAUUAUGUGCAUCGCAUUGGACGCACUGGGCGUGUGGGCAAUAGUGGACGUGCCACAUCCUUCUUUGAUCCCGAACAGGAUCGUGCCAUUGCGGGCGAUUUGAUCAAAAUCUUGGAGGGCUCUGGACAAGAGGUGCCUGAUUUUCUUAAAGAAAUUGGCGGUGGCAGCAGUUAUUGCGGCUCCAAGUUUGGUGGCAUUGAUGUGCGCGGCGGUCUGAACGCAGUCAACUUGGAGGAAGAGCAGGAUUGGUAAUAAUUAGUAUACUGUUACUAUAUAAUACUUAUAUUUCGACUUUCGACUACAACAACUCCGGAGUAUACAUAAACAUCAAUUAUGAUAUCCUUAUAAUUCAUAUAAUAUAUGAAUAUUUC